Molecule: messenger RNA, 2495 nt
Organism: Drosophila elegans
Lineage: Eukaryota; Metazoa; Arthropoda; Insecta; Diptera; Drosophilidae
Product: transducin beta-like protein 3
Exons: 2
Coding region: 57-2420 (787 amino acids)
Biological process (GO): endonucleolytic cleavage to generate mature 5'-end of SSU-rRNA from (SSU-rRNA, 5.8S rRNA, LSU-rRNA); endonucleolytic cleavage in 5'-ETS of tricistronic rRNA transcript (SSU-rRNA, 5.8S rRNA, LSU-rRNA)
Cellular component (GO): small-subunit processome; 90S preribosome; nucleolus
Molecular function (GO): U3 snoRNA binding; protein binding
Source: RefSeq, a predicted model, not a curated record
UUUAGUUCCCCGAUCCGCGGUGCACGCGGUUUUUGUAUUUAUAAACAACGAAAAUCAUGUUGGCGAAUAUCAGCGAGAAAAGCUAUGCAGCGGAAGCGCGCUACACGAACUUCUACGCUGGCGGCGACAUUGCAUGGAGCUCGGAUGGCCAGCACUUUUAUUGCCUGAAUGGAGCGGUCGUCAACCAGGUGGAUGUGCAGACAUCCCAGAUCCUGCAGAGCUUCGGGGCGACUCCAUCGUCGGCGGAGAACAAGAGGCCGACGGAGCUGGAGAACAUCGAUGUGGAGGAGGACACAAUCACCUGCUUCGGGCUGUCGCAGGAGCACCUGGUCACUGCCCACCGCAGUGGCCUGCUGCGGCUGUGGCAGCUGGCCACCGGCAAGCUGGUGAAGCUGUGGAAGGCCCAGCACAAGGGACCCGUCAUCCGGGUGGAGUUUAGUCCCUGCGGCCGGCUCAUCUGCACCAGCGGCGGAGCGGACGCCACACUGAGGCUGUGGGACUACUCGAACAACAGCUGCCUGGGCGCCCUGAAGGAUUUUCCGGGUCCCGCCUGGCUGCUCGUCUUCCAUCCCAACGUGCUCCGCAAGGAGAUCUACGCCGGGGGAUCGGACAACACGGUGUAUGCUUGGAACUACGAAACGAAGACACUACGGCACAAAAUGCGCGGCCAUCUUUCGCAGAUUACGGGCCUGAGCUUCAAGAGCAACGCCUCAGACUGCGAUGAGGUGGUGACCGUGAGCCGGGACAAGGUGCUGAUCGUGUGGCAGCUGCAGGAGCAGUUGGAGAGCAAGCAGCUGAAGGUUCUGCCUCUGUACGAUGAACUGGAGGGAGUCGCUUAUGUGGACGAGGGAAGCCAGAUAAUAGUGGCCAGUGGGCCGGGCAAGCUGCAACAAGUGGAUGUCAAGACCUGGAAGAUCAGGGACCUUCUCUCCCAGUCCGACUUCCAGAUCAGCAGACUGCUGCACUGCAGCGAGCUCAAGCAGCUGGCACUGGUCACCACGGAGCAGAACAUCCUAGUCUACGACUCGGGAAGUCUGAAGGCAGUCAAGCAGUUAGUGGGCUACAACGACGAGAUCCUGGACAUGUGCUUUAUGGGCGACAACGAUCGCUACCUGGCCGUGGCCACCAACAGCAAGCACUUCAAGCUGUACGACACGGAGCACGACAUGAACUGCCAGCUGAUCGUUGGCCACUCCGAUACAGUGAUGUCCCUGGCCGCCUCCCAGAACCUGCUCAUCUCGGUGGGCAAGGACUGCAGCGUGCGCCUGUGGCGACUGCAGCACGACAGGGACUGCUCGCUGGAGGCGCUCACUCAGCAGGCCAAUUGCCACACGUCCACCAUUGGAUGCGUGGCCAUGACGCACAACGGGGCCACCGGCUUCGCAUCCGUCAGCCAGGACGGCAGCAUGAAGGUGUGGCAGCUAGCCAGGGCCAAGGAGGACCGCAACUCGUACUCCUUCAAUCUGCGCUACGCGGCGCUCUGCCACGACAAGGAGGUGAACUGUGUGGCCUAUGCCCCCAACAACAAGCUGCUGGCCACCGCUUCGCAGGACAAGACGGCCAAGAUCUGGCUGGCGGAGUCCAACGCGCUGCAGGGCGUGCUGAGGGGUCACACGCGCGGCGUGUGGAGUGUGCGCUUCUCGCCGGUGGACCAGGUCGUGCUCACCUCGUCCUCGGACUGCACGCUGCGUCUCUGGUCCAUCGGCAGCUUUGCCUGCAUCAAGCGGUUCGAUCAGGAGUGUACAAUACUGCGGGCCGAGUUCCUGGACCACGGCAAGUUCAUCCUGUCCGCCGCCUCCGAUGGCCUGCUGAAGCUUUGGAACAUCAAGACCAACACAUGCCUCCAAUCGCUGGACGAGCACAGCGAUCGCGUCUGGGCUCUGGCCGUCUCCGGGCGAAGCAAUCGGUUCUUCUACACCGGAGGGGCCGACUCCAAGCUGAUUCGCUUCGGCGACGUCACCCAGGCGACGCGCAACGAGGCGUUGGAUCAGCGGCAGGCCACCUUGGAGCAGGAGCAGACCCUCCACUCCCUGCUGCACGCCCAGAAGCAGCUGCACAAGGCCUUCGUGCUGGCCCUGAACCUGGACAAGCCGAAGGCCAGCUUCGACAUCAUCAACCACUUUGUGCGCCAGCGAGAUGAGCCCGGUCUCCGCCAGCUGGUGGACCAGUUGAACGUGGACCAGCGGGUGGCGCUGCUGCAGCAUGUCAAGGCCUGGACCACCAACUCGCGGCACUCGCAGGUGGGCAACCUGAUCCUCAAGCACUUGAUCGGCGACGCUCUGCAGGAUCCCAAGGCGCGGUUCUACAACAAUGGCAACAUGGUCGAGGUCCUCACGCCCUACGUCCAGAGGCACUUCAAGCGGAUCACCGAGCUAAACAAGGAACUGGCCUUCCUGGAGUUCAUUGUCAAGUGUAUGUAGUGCACUCUAGCUGUGGAUCUGUUUAAUCUGUUUAAUUAGUUGUAAGAAAAUAAAAUGUAUAAUUGAAUUAUUUUA